AUGCCAGAGGGACCAGAACUCUUUUUAACCAGCCGGUACAUCAGCAACAUAUGCAGCGGGCUCAUCUUCUCAGGAGCUGUGGAGAAAUCGCAGGUGAGCAAGAACCCAGAGGUGCCCUUCGAGAGCGAGGAAUACUUGAUCUCCGCCGCGUCGCGGGGCAAGGAGCUGAAGCUGACCUUGAUGCCGGUCAAACGGGAAUGUUGCAAAGGGCAGGACCGCGACUCUCGGGGCCGGGAGCCGAUGGAUCUCGUCUUCCGCUUUGGGAUGUCAGGGAGCUUCAAGUUGACUCUGGCAGCGGAGAUCCCGAAGCACGCUCACCUGCGCUUCUACACCAAGGAGAGCCCCCCUCGAGCGCUCUGUUUCGUGGAUUUCCGGCGCUUUGGCCGGUGGGAGGUGGACGGCUCGUGGCAGCCGGACCGCGGACCGUGUGUGAUUCUGGAGUAUGAGAAGUUCAGGGAGAACGUACUGAAGAAUCUCUCGGAUAAAGCUUUCAACAGACCUAUCUGCGAGGCCCUGCUCAACCAGAAGUUUUUCAACGGCAUCGGCAACUACCUGCGGGCCGAAAUCCUCUACAGGUCAAAAAUCCCUCCCUUUGAGAAGGCACGGACCGUGCUGGAGAGCUUGCAGCAUCGGGAACAGGACUCUACCAUGACGCUGAGCAGAAAGUUGAAGCUCAAACGGGAGAAUCCAGAUUUGCUGGAACUCUGCCAUCUGGUGCCCAUGGAGGUCAUUCGUCUGGGUUACGAUCCGGAGAGCCCUGCUGAUUCCGCGGCCUUUGAAGCGUGGCUUCAGUGUUACUACGUUCCUGGUAUGAAAUCCCUGCGUGAUACCAACGGCAGGACAAUCUGGUUCCAGGGGAAUCCUGGACCGCUGGCCCCGAAAGGCAGAAAGUUGCGCAAAAGAAAGUCGCAAGCAAAAGCCGAGCCAGAGGUAUCGAGUCCCAAAGUAACUAAGUCGGCGGUGAGAAAGAACUCGAAGACCGGCACUCGUCAGGAAAGGGCUGAUGAAACACAAAGGAAGAAGAAGGAGGAGGGCAAACCUGCCCAAGAAAAUGCAGCGGACACUGGGGGAGCAGGCUCCAGGAAGCCAAAUACCAGGGCUAGGAGAAAGGCACUUGCCUCGCAGGAAUCUCCUGUGGUUGUCUCUGCAGCUGAACCCCGGAAAAGACGAGUGUCUGCUCGGAAGAACACAGCCUCAGCUGUCGCUGCCCCUAGAUCCCGACGAACAAAGGUCAAAUAG
Molecule: messenger RNA, 1239 nt
Organism: Euleptes europaea (tarantolino)
Lineage: Eukaryota; Metazoa; Chordata; Lepidosauria; Squamata; Sphaerodactylidae
Gene: NEIL1
Product: nei like DNA glycosylase 1
Exons: 9
Coding region: 1-1239 (412 amino acids)
Biological process (GO): base-excision repair
Cellular component (GO): nucleus
Molecular function (GO): damaged DNA binding; DNA N-glycosylase activity; zinc ion binding
Source: RefSeq, a predicted model, not a curated record